CGUGCGCGCUUGUUUCGUCUUCGUUUCGCCGCCAUCAUUACGAAGACGAAAGAGGUUGGUUUUGCUGAUUUCCGCGUGAUAGUGUCGUUGUACGUAACCCAGCACAAAUGAAGAUGGUGGAUAAAAUAGAGAUGAGCCUCGACGAUAUUAUCAAGCAAAAUAAAGGGACCAGACCGCGCGGCGGUGGCGGUAGACGUGGAAGAGGUGCCGGUAAUUCACCUCGCAGAGGUGCACGCAGAACUCAAAGAGUUGGCGGUGGCGUCAUGCGGGGACGCAGCCGUGGUGGCAUUACACGGAGUUCUCUACCGUACACAAGGGGAGACGUAAACAGUGCGUGGAAACAUGAUAUGUUCGACGGGGUUAAAAAGGUUGGCCGAAGUGCAAUAGGUAGCGCAGGAACGACCAAGCUCCUCGUAUCUAACCUGGACUUUGGCGUAUCGGAUUCUGACAUUCAGGAAUUAUUUAGUGAAUUUGGUCCCUUGAAGUCGGCAGCGGUGCAUUAUGAUAGGUCAGGCCGAUCAUUAGGAUCAGCGGAUGUUAUAUUUGAAAGAAGAGCGGACGCUAUUAAAGCGAUGAAACAGUAUAACGGCGUACCAUUAGACGGUCGUGAAAUGAACAUACAAGUUGCUACCUCUGAAAUACCAGUCACGUCUAUCCGUGGAGGUCCGAGACUUACCGGCAGUAAUUAUACACAGAGACCUCAGCCCCGCUUUAGAGGCAAUCGUGGAACAGGAUCCAUUAGGGGACGUGGAACUGGUCGACGUGGUGGCAGAGGAGGCAGCCGGCAAGCAACAAAAACUCCCACUGCCGAAGAGCUAGACGCCGAAUUGGAAGCUUAUGUGAAAGAAGUAAAGUAACAACGUCACAAAACCUUCACACUUUUAAGAUUUUGUUCUGAUCUGACUUAACAUGAUAAAAUGUGUUUCUCUAAUUUCCCAUGAGAAUAUAUAAAAAUUAAGUAUAACUGUAUCACUAGCAAAGUGUUAUAAGAAAUUCCUUUUAAACGAGUCUUUUUUUUUUUUUAUUUUUGACUUUUUCUCUGGAAAUUGGCAUAGAAAAUUUUACAGAUUCGUAAGAAAAGAUGAUUUAUAGGGGUUCAUAAAUUUUUUUAUGAUAAUCGUAACAAAAAUAUGAAAAAAGUUAUAAUGUAAAGACUGUAUAGAUUUGUAUGUACUAUCGUGCGUGUGUGGUUAUCAGAUGAAAAAUACAGUAAAAAAGUUCAUCUUUAAAAGUUGUUGUUUAUCAAAGUACAGAAUGUGCUUCUAGCCCUCUAAUCUAAUUAAUUUUUUCAUUCAUAAUCGAAACUUUUCAAGUAUCCACUUUUUUUUGACAAAUUUAGUUUACAACCUUGUAGAACAUCCUGUUAUAUACUAUGUGUCAAUUACUAUAUGUACUGGUAAUCGUACCUUUGUAAAUUACGUUUACUCGAUUGUUUUUUUACUACGAGUAAUUGAAAACUACCCUCUUGUGCGUAGUUUAUAGCUCGUAGUGGAAUAAGGCUGUGACAUACUGUUAUCUAGUCAAAACUACUAAUGAAAUAUUUUACUGCGCAGUAAAUGGGCUUGUAAGACAAUGUAUACGCUUUUAUUCAUGCAGCGUAUGAAUGGCAAUGCAGUGGUACAAGACUGAAGCAAAGAAACU
This is a messenger RNA of Colletes gigas, 1641 nucleotides long. RefSeq names its product THO complex subunit 4 (gene Ref1). Lineage: Eukaryota; Metazoa; Arthropoda; Insecta; Hymenoptera; Colletidae. Gene Ontology annotation, cellular component: nucleus. The coding region runs from base 108 to 857 and encodes 249 amino acids. Gene Ontology annotation, biological process: mRNA export from nucleus. The transcript has 5 exons. The record is from RefSeq and is a predicted model, not a curated record. Gene Ontology annotation, molecular function: mRNA binding.